GACUCCUCCUCCUCCCCCCGUCCCCGACUCGGCAAAAUCCCGAUUCCCAACGGCCGCGACACGCACACGCCCACCCCACGCCCGCCGCGCGCGCGAGAGAGAUCGAGAUCGACCGCCACCGUGAGCGCCUCGCGCUUCCCCGCCCGCGGCCACGGCACCGCCGGCCUCAGCCGGCGCCGCCUCCGCAGCAGCCAAGAGGAGAGGCACAGCCAGCUCCGCCUCCUCCGCCUCUUCGACGCCUUCAUCCUCCUCGCCGCCGCCGCCGCCGCAUCCGCGACAGGGGUCCCGUAGCGCGGCCGCCGUCGCGAUGGCCGCGUCCGUUCUCGCGCUCGCCGUCGCGUUCCUCCUCGGCGCCAGCGGCUACGGGGUCGACAGGGGCGCCGCGGCCGCCUCCCCGGCGGCGGAGGGCGUCGAGGUGGCUUAUGGGAGCACCAUCAAGCUGAUGCACGAGAAGACGAAGCACCGGCUGCACUCGCACGAUGUGCCGUAUGGCUCAGGCAGCGGCCAGCAGUCCGUCACUGGCUUCCCCGAAGUCGAUGAUUCCAAUAGCUACUGGAUCGUGCGGCCCUCUCCAGAUUCAUCAGCUAAACAGGGUGAUGCCAUUGAAACCGGUAGCAUCAUCAGGUUGCAACACAUGAGGACACGGAAAUGGUUACAUAGCCACUUGCAUGCUUCACCAUUAUCCGGUAACCUAGAGGUUAGCUGUUUUGGUGGGGAUGGACAAUCAGAUACUGGAGAUUAUUGGAGGCUGGAGAUUGAGGGAGGUGGAAAGCUAUGGAAACAGGAUCAGAAAGUAAGACUCCGACAUGUUGAUACUGGAGGUUAUCUGCACAGUCACAACAAGAAGUACAACAGGCUUGGUGGUGGGCAGCAAGAGGUAUGUGGCGUUAGAGAGAAGCGAGCUGAAAAUAUUUGGUUGGCAACAGAGGGCGUCUACCUUCCCGUUAACAAAAGCAAGUAAACUCAACAUUCCCAUGGGUGCGUCCAAGGUUAACAUAGCACCAGAAUUUUACUGACAUUUUGUUCUGCUAAUGCUUUUAAAUUUAAAGAAGGGACCUAAACCCUGAGUCCCGAGUAUUUUGUUGGUUAUAGAUGACGAUGUGCAGAAAAUGAGAAAUAUACAAACGUUUCAUGUAGCCAAUUUACUUUCUAAUAUUCAGAACGACAAGCUGUUGUAUAAUUUGUAUUUGCUCUUCAUGCUGACGCUAGCAAGCACACCUAUCAACUAUGUUUGUUUACUAUUAAGCUAAGUGCAAUUAUGUUAA
Oryza sativa Japonica Group (Japanese rice) is the source of this 1265-nucleotide messenger RNA. Its product is annotated as stromal cell-derived factor 2-like protein. The record is from RefSeq and is a predicted model, not a curated record. NCBI's taxonomy places the organism in Eukaryota, Viridiplantae, Streptophyta, Magnoliopsida, Poales, Poaceae.